Molecule: messenger RNA, 3622 nt
Organism: Ixodes scapularis (black-legged tick)
Lineage: Eukaryota; Metazoa; Arthropoda; Arachnida; Ixodida; Ixodidae
Gene: Ube4A
Product: ubiquitin conjugation factor E4 A
Exons: 18
Coding region: 266-3514 (1082 amino acids)
Biological process (GO): protein polyubiquitination
Cellular component (GO): nucleus; cytoplasm; ubiquitin ligase complex
Molecular function (GO): ubiquitin-ubiquitin ligase activity
Source: RefSeq, a predicted model, not a curated record
GAAUCAACUUACUUUCUCUUUCGAUUUGCGCGAAUCUGUUCGUUGUGGUCCGAUGUGUCUGGAGGCAGCUGUUUUGAUGUCAUAUAAAACGUAAAUUCCAGUUCAUUCGUCGAUUGAAUACCAUCCGAGGUGUUGUAGGACUUCCCAAGUUCCCAGACUGUCGGCAGAAUCUCUCAGCUCAAACCCGUCGGACUUCCCAGCAAUCUCCGGUUGGUUCCGUCGCGGCCCUCCCUCCAUAGGCCCUGCUGCUUCCACGACCGCCGACAUGUCGGACUCGUCGGACAUGGCGCGCAACCCCUUCGCCGCCCUGUUUCCGUCCAUGGUGGACGUGCAAGCCUUCGUCCAGAGCGGGGCGGAGACGGCCCCGCGAGACUUCCCGCCGCUGCCGGUGACGGAGAAGGCCCUGGCCACGCAGGACAUAGACGCCAAUGGGGUCCCGGUCCUCAUCGGUCACGUAGACGACGCCACGUCCGACGACCUGGCGUCGCUGCUCGAAGAGAUCUUCAGGGUCACCACCUCUGACUGCAAUGAUGCCAAGACAUCCAAGGGUCCCCCGCACUGUGUGCUACUGCCAACUUUCAAGGAUUCCAAGAAAUGUCUCGACCUGAACACCCUUAAUGAGCUGGUCUUCGAGCGGCUUGUGUUGGACGACCCCCAGAACCACGUGGUCAGCAAGAGCAAGUAUGCCGACCAGCAGGCUCUGGCUGAUGCCGGAGAAACCAGAGUGGUCUUCUACCUCUACCAGUGCUUCUCGAGGCUCAACAAGUUUGCCGCCAAGCUGGAGAAUGAAGAUUACGAAACUAUCGAGAAGACGAUUGUGUCGCAGGCGUCGACUUGCCUUUGCCACUGUGAAAUCUACCCUGGUAAAAAGAUACCGCAGCAGGUCUUCUACCUACUCCAGGAGUAUCACGCUGAAGGAGGUCACCAAGACAGCCUGGAGUCUUUUCUGAAGAAAUGCGCAGACUGUAUCAAGGGCCGCUUUGAUGCAGAGGAAGAGCAGGUUUCUCUGCUUGAAGUGCUCUCGCAUUCCUUCAACUUGCUCAAGAAGAAAUUCGGCAAGGUGUCCAUCGCCAACCGGGAACUGUUUGUGCUUAUCGACAUCCUCAAGUACUUCACCAAAUCUGUUUCCAUGGCAAUGGCACUCCUAGACUUCAGCACGCCUGCAGAGCUGGUUGACCUACGCAGUUUCCAAGAGAGCCUGCUCGGUGCCCCCCUGUGCGUGUCCUGCCUGCCACGCAAGGAAGCCGACCCCUUCGAGUUCUUCGAGAAGCCCUCUCAGGCGCUGAUGAACGAGCAUGCCAUCACCGAGAGCAAUCUGUGGCUGCCGCUGAAAGGUCUCGCAGUGGAGCUGCACAACCUGUUUUAUUCCCUGCUUCGGCUUUCACCAGAGACACGCAACAGGACCCUGACAUGGAUAGGACACUGCAUCACUGCAUGUUCAGAGCGGGGCAAACUGUGGAACAACCAGGUGUCUGAGCUGUUCAUGGCGGUGCAAUCCGGCGACGGCUUUGCCCUGAACCUGGGGGCGGUGCUGCUGCGGCUGGCGCGGCCCUUCUCGGAGCCCUACUCUCCCAAGCUGCUCAAGGUGCAGCACCAGUACUGCUCCUUCGAGCCAAAGUCGGAGCAGGAAGCCAAUGCCAGUUGCAUGCACAUCAGGGGGCUGUCCAAGGAGACGUGCCUGGUGCCGAGGGAGGAGGGUGCGGCCAGCGAGUCCCCUUGCGGCCCCUUCAACUUCUCGACGGAGUGCUUCUUUGCCUGCCAACGGAUCCUGAGCCUGGGCUUCCGGGUGGUGCACGAACGGCUGGCCCGGCUCAGCCAGGACCUGAACCGGGUGCGCAGGGUCUACGAGGAGGCGCGCUCACAGGGCGGGGACAGCUCGGAGGUCACCCGCAGGCUGCAGGACAACAUGGAGAAGGGCAUGACUCGGUUCCUGUCCCUGAAGGCAGUGCUCUUGGAGCCGGACUCCCUGGAGCACAUGUUGCAGUUCCACGUGGCUUGCGCCACCUGGCUGUGCCACCUGGCCACGGCCGAGAGGCUGGACGCCUUCCAGCCCCUGUGCCUGCCUUUCCCCGAGCACGGCAACGCCAGGCUUGCCUAUGUUCCGGAGUUUGUCAUUGAGAACAUCUGCGACUGCAUUGUGUUUGUCAAGCGCUUCAGCGAAAAAAGUCUGGCGCUCGUGGGCACAAACUUGGAGCACCUGAUGACGCUGAUACUGCUGUUCAUGGGCAGCCCCCAGAGAAUGAACAACCCGCACCUAAGAGCCAGGAUGGCAGAGAUGUUGGAGGUGCUCAUCACCUCUGCCGAUGACGACCACUUCAGCGGCAUAAUUCCCUCCAUGAACAGGGAGCGACUGUUCCGGAACCACCCAUUUGUAGCGGAGCUGCCUUCUACGCUGCUUCACGUCUUUGUGAGCAUCGAGAUGACGGGCCAGAGCGUCACCUUUGAGCAGAAGUUCCACUACCGCCGUCCCAUGUACAUUGUGUUGGACCACCUGUGGAACAUGCCUGACCAUCGGAACAAGAUGAAGAGUCUGGCAGCUGAAGCUGAGGCCAACAUAGAAUGUUCCAGUCCUCCACUUUUCCUGAGAUUCAUUAACCUUCUCAUCAAUGAUGCCAUUUUUCUCUUGGACGAAGCCCUUUCGUACAUGAGCCGCCUGCGCGAGCUGCAGCAGGAACGCCAGCAGCAGCAGCCUCUGGGGGGCCCUUUGUGGAGCCAGGGGGAGGCAAACAUGCAGCACGUGGGCAUGCUGGCCCACUUCCACAACGUCAUGGGCACCGAGACCAUCCGCACCCUGGCCUGGCUCACCACCGAGAUCAAGUCGCUCUUCUGCCAUCCUACCAUGGUGGACCGCAUCGCAACCAUGCUGAACUACUUCCUACUCCACCUGGUUGGACCCCAGAAGAAGAACCUGAAGGUGAAGGACUUCAGCGAGUAUGAGUUUAAGCCUCAGGAGCUGGUGCAGAACAUCUGCAGGAUCUACACCAACCUGGGCUGUGCCAACUCCGAGACCGCGCAGGCAUUCUGCGUGGCCGUGUCCAGGGACGGCAGGUCAUACAGGUGGGUCGAGCAUAAACCCGUGGGGGCCACAGAAGCCGCAGAGGCUGCAGCAGCCAUCUUGCCGUCUUUUACUUGUUUCUUCUCUUUUCUCAGCCCUGAACUGUUCCCCCAAGCACAGAGCGUCCUCUUGAAAAUAGGCCAGAGCAUUCUAUCCAUUGGAGUCGGUGAACUAGCAGAAAAAAUUCUGAAAGCGGCGUCGCAUCAGAAGCAAGAGGAUGAAGCUAUUGGAGAUGCGCCUGAAGAGUUCCUGGACCCAAUCAUGAGUACCAUCAUGAACGACCCGGUGGUCCUGCCGAGUUCUGGCAUCACCCUGGACCGUUCCACCAUAGCAAGACAUCUGCUCAGUGACCAGACUGACCCUUUCAACCGGUCUCCCCUGACAAUGGAGAUGGUGACCUCGGACAACGACCUCAAGAACAAGAUCCUGGAGUGGAGAGCAAAACGAAUGACCAAUUGAUCCGAAGCUGGUAGCGUUGUUUGUUGUUCAUAGGCUCUAUUUUCUUGUUACUUGGAUGCAGAGGCUGUACAUACCUAGCGGAGCAAUAAAUCUGUUUCUUUUUCUCAG